UUGACAAGAUAAGAAUGAAGGAGUUCACAGGUGUUGUCUUUCAGUAUCAGUCACUCACUCACAGACGUCUGCUUGAAAGCAAUGCAAUCAGAUAGCGAUUUCGCCAUGCUUGAUUCUUAUCUUUUCGUACACCUCUGUGUUUGCUUCUGAACGACUUCCUGAAGAGGUCUUCUCGUCCUCAUUUUGAACUUUUUCGAUGUCAAGUUGUAGAUAACUUAUUGAAUAGAAUACUAGUAAUUAAACUUUUCGAUGUAAAGUUCUAGAUACCUUUAUUGAAUAGAACAACUCCUGAUCGAGUCCUGAAUGAAUGUCACUGCAUCGUAUCGUGCUACAAUUUAAAGUUUACUAGCGCUGGAAAGAGAAUGGCUAAAAACACCACGGGAGAAUCUACGGUCAGUCAGGAAAGCGAGGAUGCAUUUAGAGAUCGUAUUAAUCUGGACGUCAUCAAACGAACUGACUCACUAGCCAGAAAAAUACUUUUCACAUCUGACAGCUCCUGUCUAUUUAUCUUCAACACGGACACAGAAGUAUGGGUGAAACAAGAAUCAAUUGCAGGGCCUGUAUUUGUAUAUGAAAGAGGUGGGGAUAGCUUGCCUCGGUAUGCAUUCAUGAUAUUAUCCACUGUGAAAAGGUUAGAGCAAGAGUUCUUUGAGUACGUCUCGCCGCAGAUGACGUUCUCCAAAGCAAAUGAAAUGAACGUCAUCACAUACCAGUCUCAUGCAGACCCGAGUGGUGUUUCCAAGCUCAAAGGCAUCUGGAUAGCCUCUCCAGGGAGCUGUGCUGCACUGGAAGAGAAACUAAACAGUCUUGUGGAUGAAAUUGGAGGUCCUGCACAGCCAGUCCAACAGGAAUCUACUCCAGCUCCUGUCAACGUCAUGGAACUUCUUAGCAAAGCUCAUCAAAGAAGAUUCAGCGAGCAGGACGGCGCAACAUCUACCGGUCCCCAGCCGCAUGCCUUGCAGCAGAUGCAGCACCGCAGUUUGGAUGGUGCCGGUGAUGCACUCCAUCUCACUGAUCUUACGUCGCGUCUCAAUGCAGUCCUCGGUCUGGAUGUGCCCAGAGUCACGGCCGGGCAAUCAACGUCCGCCGGACCUACUUCUGUGCCUCUAGCUGCACAACGCCACCCUGCUACCAUUCCGGGACAACAGCAACAACAGCAACAGUAUCACCACCCACACCAGCAACAGCACCAGCACAAUCCCCAACAGCAGCAGCAGCAGCAGCAGCAGCAUCUUUCAAACCAAGCCGCUCUGCCAGGACCCAUUCAAGCGACGCUCACACAGUCAGUUGUCGCUCAGCCAACUCUCACUCAGCAGCUUGUUCAUGGAUCAAUGUCCUCGCAACACAUAAACGUAACACCUAGCAGUACUGUUAACCAAUUGGCUACUCAAACGUUACCUUCCUCUAUGGCUCCAGUCAAAAUUCCGUUUCCCCCUAGUCACGCUACUACUCACAGAGGCGAUGAUGGUGGUGGUCCCGGUGAUAAGCCCUCUAAUCUUGCAAAGCCUCACAGACCCGGCAAAGCAGACAAACUUCCGGCAGGUGUCCACAUUCAGCCAGCGGUGGAGCGAGGCAGCAACACAUCCCAUCGCCGCUCAUCCGCUCCCGGUCAAGCCUCAGCACAAGUUCGCCUGAGGUCCAACACAGCACCGAUCCCCAUGGGCACGCGCAUGGUGAGAGCGGUUGAUGAGACGACGGGUGGUCCUCGUGUGGUGCGGAUGAAGAGUGUCGGUGUGGAUGAGGCCUCUGGCAGUGCAGUGAGUCGCCACCAGCAAGCAAGUAGUGCAUCCUCCUCCGACAGUACUUUUCACAACCCACUGCUCAAUGAAGUGUCCACUUCCGCACCAGGCUCGGAGUAUCUCAUGCGCCCGUGUGAGUUUGACGGAGCUCAACUCCACCCGCAGGCCUCAUUACCGGCCGGGAGCAGUGUGCAAUUUGUUACUCCGCUGCAGGACAGCCGGCAUACAGUGCAUACUACUACAUCUGCACAUCAAAUGAACUUAGCUCGCCCAGUGUGCCAGGAUAGCCCUACUGCUCCUGCUGCUGCUGCUGUACAGCGUGACGUGGACAGCGGUUUGGAUCACGCUACCGGUAUUGACGGCAACCUGUCUCCGCCGUGCUUCGCUCCGCUCACUCUGGAGCAAUUUCGAAUCGGCCUCCUACAGCUUGCUCGUAAUGAUGACUUGCUGCAACCGGUGUACCAAACCUAUGUGGACACUAUGCACAGUCUACACACAGAUAGCCAUGAGCAAGGUCUGUAGAGAAAAGACAUCCAUCUUUAAAUCAAUUAUAGUAUUAUUAAUUUUCAUGCUUGCUUUUUGAAUAUGUUUUCGAGUUUUGAAUCUUUUGGUCUAUAUCAUCACCAGGACCAAACUAGCCGGAUAUUCUUACCGUACUUGACUUCUCAACGUUUUCCUGCUUGUCACUGCUCUGGCUGUGUACAUCGGACCAUCUUCUUAAUCAUGAUUAUAGGGAUGUCAUGCAAACGCUCGCAUCCCCCCCCCCCCCCCCACACACACACAUGUGCUCUCUCUCUCUCUCUCUCUCUCUCUCUCUCUCUCUCUCACAUACACACACACACACACACAUGCAUGCACACACGAACUUUCUCUAUCUCUCUCUAUCUAUCUAUCUCUCUCUCUAUCUCUCUCUCUCUAUCUAUCUCUCUAUCUAUCUCUCUCUCUCUAUCUCUCUCUAUCUCUCUCUCGCUAGUAAUCCCAAUAGCUCAUGUCUUGUCUUGCCGGUAGUCCCACGGGGCGAUUAUCACGGUUCACCGCAACCGCUUUCUCUCUUCUUCGGAGAUAUCUGUCUUUUCCACGCAUAUUCGUAUUUUAGGCUUCCUCCCACUGGAAUGCUUCACUCUGUCAACUCUCACCAUACUCUGUAUCUCCAACGUAUUUUGUUUCACGUCAACGGCGAUUCUGGUUGUUGUUGUUUUUUUAAAGAUAUUUUUACUUCUUCUAUCAUUUGUCAUUUUUGUCAUUGUGUCUAGUGAAUAUUCCUUUGUCGUUUUCCAUUAUUUUCCUCCCACUGGGAUGCUUGGCUCUGUCAAUCCUCGCCAUGCUCUAUCUCCAGCGUAUUUCAUUUUAUCUUCACUGUACACUGACGUUUAUUCAUACUGUUCCAGUACUCUCUGCGAGGACACACGCUCUCUCCCCCCCCCCCCCCCUUCCUCUUCCCAUUGUGACCCCGGUAUCUCCAAUAGUCCUGUGCUUGUUCCUUUUUUUAAAGGUUUAUGUUUUUGCUUUUUACUCUGUCCCAUGUUGCCUCGGUGUCAAUGAACACCAGGCAUUGUACUUUGAAGUAUUUGGGCAACACA
Molecule: messenger RNA, 3319 nt
Organism: Sycon ciliatum
Lineage: Eukaryota; Metazoa; Porifera; Calcarea; Leucosolenida; Sycettidae
Exons: 8
Coding region: 363-2261 (632 amino acids)
Biological process (GO): deadenylation-independent decapping of nuclear-transcribed mRNA; deadenylation-dependent decapping of nuclear-transcribed mRNA; positive regulation of catalytic activity
Cellular component (GO): P-body
Molecular function (GO): enzyme activator activity; mRNA binding
Source: RefSeq, a predicted model, not a curated record